AUGGGCUCAGUUGUCCUGCCCCAUCUGGUCACUGGCUGGCAUGUCGAUCAAGCCAUUAUGAGCGAAGAAGAGCGACUUGUCGUUAUCAGGUUCGGCCGCGACUGGGAUCCUGAUUGCAUGCGUCAGGAUGAGGUUCUCUAUCGAAUUGCCGAUCGCGUGAAGAACUUUGCGGUUCUCUACGUAUGUGAUCUCGACCAGGUCCCAGAUUUCAAACAAAUGUACGAACUGUAUGAUCCCGUCACCCUAAUGUUCUUUUUCCGGAACAAACACAUGAUGUGUGAUUUUGGGACAGGUAAUAACAACAAGCUCAAUUGGGUCCUUGAGGAUAAACAAGAGCUCAUAGACAUCAUUGAGACGAUAUACAAGGGAGCCAAGAAGGGAAGGGGUCUUGUUGUGAGCCCCAAGGAUUACUCGACUCGGUACCGGUAUUGA
Bacidia gigantensis is the source of this 432-nucleotide messenger RNA. It is a transcript of the gene TXNL4A, whose product is annotated as Thioredoxin-like 4A. Gene Ontology annotation, cellular component: spliceosomal complex; U5 snRNP; U4/U6 x U5 tri-snRNP complex. The coding region runs from base 1 to 432 and encodes 143 amino acids. NCBI's taxonomy places the organism in Eukaryota, Fungi, Ascomycota, Lecanoromycetes, Lecanorales, Ramalinaceae. Gene Ontology annotation, biological process: mRNA splicing, via spliceosome. The transcript has 3 exons. The record is from RefSeq and is a predicted model, not a curated record.